GUCGUGUCGUCCGGUUUCACAGGGCAAAGCAGAUAAAAAGGACCUGACCAUCGAAGCAGGAUUGCAAGAUGGAGAGCAUCCACACCUAUUGGCAAUUGGGUGAUGAGCUUCGUGGACAGUCGAAAGUUGCAGAGGAUCACAAAUGGUUAAUGGCUGCUUCCAAAUUGGCUGAGCAAACGAGGUCAAAAGGAGAGCGCAUGAAUAACCUUGAUCUUUCAAAGGGCCCAGCUGAAACAAGAGCAAGGGACAAAUUCGGUUUCCAGGAAGAUAACAAAUUCGAGAGCCUUAACUUUAACAUGUUGAACUUGGACUCAAAAGUAAAUGAAAAUUUGAGCAAGAGUUCCAUUAGGAAUGGGAUUUACAACAUGAAUGCAGUUUACCAGAAAAACAGUGCAAGCUUUGUGGGAAAUAUGACUGGUAACAAGUAUGGUGUCAAUAAUCUCAGCAACAAGGAAACCAACAACAUCAGUAACAACAACAACAACAACGAGGCUGGGAAUGUUGUUGAGAAAAGGUUCAAGACCUUGCCUGCAACUGAGACACUUCCCCGAAAUGAGGUGCUUGGAGGCUACAUCUUUGUAUGCAACAAUGACACAAUGCAGGAAGAUUUGAAGCGACAACUAUUCGGUUUACCUCCAAGGUACAGGGAUUCUGUUCGGGCAAUCACACCCGGCUUGCCUCUGUUUCUCUACAAUUACACAACACACCAACUGCAUGGCAUUUUUGAGGCAUCAAGCUUUGGUGGUUCAAACAUUGAUCCAACUGCAUGGGAAGACAAGAAAUGUAAAGGGGAGUCAAGGUUUCCUGCGCAGGUGAGGAUCCGUGUUAGAAAAAUCUGCAAGGCUCUGGAAGAAGAUUCCUUCAGGCCAGUCCUGCAUCACUAUGAUGGUCCAAAGUUCCGUCUUGAGUUGUCAGUUCCUGAGACCCUGGAUCUAUUGGACCUAUGUGAGCAAGCCGGCUCUGCAGCAUAAGCUAAAUGUUGGCCGGUAUGUGGAUGUAGCAGGUUCUAUGGUGUAUGUCAGCUGUGUGCUUUUUGACAGAUUUUCCAUGGAGCGCAAGCUUGGGGGUGAAGUCUGGUUUUUUUUUUUUAUAAUUUUAUUAAUCUUGUUAAGUUAAGUAGUAGCGUGAGUGAGCCUGCUGAAUAAAUGGGUGUCUCGUAGAGAUGCUUAUUUAAGUAGUUGUACAACCUUUGUUAGCAUUUGAUGAUGAUGAUAAAAACAAAUCGGCCGGAUGUAAAAGAGAAUGCCAGCUGUGUAAUGUAAUGAUGCGUCUCUAAUUUGUGCCCUAUGAACUGGAGUCUGGGAUGUCAUCUGUUAUUGGUUUGGUAAAGAUGGGAGAGAAUCUACCAUAUAAA
This is a messenger RNA of Fragaria vesca subsp. vesca, 1354 nucleotides long. RefSeq names its product B2 protein-like. Lineage: Eukaryota; Viridiplantae; Streptophyta; Magnoliopsida; Rosales; Rosaceae. The record is from RefSeq and is a predicted model, not a curated record. Bases 69 to 971 code for a protein of 300 amino acids. The transcript has 6 exons. Gene Ontology annotation, biological process: response to endoplasmic reticulum stress.